AUGCAAUAUGUUGAUUCUUUUUCAUCUCGUCAGUUGUUUGACCUCGUUAAAUCAAUAGGAGAGUGUCGCUCUAAGCAUGAAGAAGAUAAUAUUAUAAUUAAUGAAUUGUCUAUUUUAAAGAUAAAGCUAAUCCAAAAUUCAUUGUCAUCUAAUAAGCUACGUGAAUAUAUGAUAAGAGCGAUAUAUAUUGAAAUGCUGGGGCAUGAUGCUUCCUUUGCAUACAUUCAUGCAAUAAAGAUGACAAAUGACAAAAACGCUUUCGUGAAAAGAAUUGGAUACCUGGCUUGUUCCAUAUUUUUAAAUAGAAAACAUGAACUUUUAGUUCUGCUAGUUAAUACACUACAAAGAGAUCUUACAAGUAGAAAUCAGCUUGAUGUAGCAUCAGCACUAUCAUGUUUACCUUAUUUAUUAAAUUAUGAAAUAUUUUCUUCAAUAGAAAAUUCAAUAUUGAUGUUAUUAUCUCAUCAGAUAGCUGGAAUCAGACGAAAAGCAUAUUUAACUUUGCUAUGCGUAUUGGAAAUAAAACCAACUAUAUUUGAAGAGAACACCGACAUUUUGAUGAGGGGCUUAAGCGAUUCAGACAUUUCUGUUAAGAAUUCGGUUUUGUAUUUGGUCGAUAAAAUCAGUUCAUUUAAUCCAAAGUUAUGCAUUCCACUGAUACCUCAUUUGACACUAAUAAUGAAGCAAAUUUUAGAAAACAAUAUUUCCAAGGAAUACGACUAUUAUUUUGUUUCUGCACCCUGGACUCAAAUAAAUAUUCUACAAACACUCUCGAAAAUUGCCUCUUUUGAAAAAAAAACCAAUCAGAUAUACGAAAUAUUGUAUAGUACAAUCAAGAAAGUUGAAUACUCGAUAUCUAUGCCAUCCUAUAAUGGGAAAUCAAUGAUUUAUCCUAUAAAUAUAAAUAAUAGAAACACAAACAAUACGGCUAAUAUCUCAUACGCAAUUCUUGAUUCUUGUGUCGGAGCGAUUAGUUCAAUCCAUCCAAACAAUGAAUUGCUAGGACAGGUUGAGGAAAUCAUUUCUAGAUUUUUGAAUUCUGACCUAAAUUACCUUAAAUAUAUAGGUAUAAAAUGUCUUUCAAAAAUCGCUAUAAUUGAUCCAUCUUAUGCAAUUCCACACCAAAUUAUUGUAGUAGACUGUCUUGAAGAUAAAGAUGAAACUAUUCGUAGAUGCACACUUGAACUAUUAUGCAAUAUGUCAAAUCCCCAAAAUAUCCAAGUUGUAAUAUCUAAGCUCAUAAAUAAUUUGAAGAUUGCAACUGACUGUCAUUUUUGUGAAGAACUUGUAAAAAAUAUACUCCUACUAAGCGAAAAAUUUGCUCCAAGUUAUAAUUGGUACUUAAAUACAAUGGUUAAAAUAUUAGAAUUAUCUGGAGAAUUUGUUGGAAAAGAUAAAGUUAAUAAUAUUGCACAGAUAAUUGCAGAAGGCCCAACUGGAAAUGAUGAUUCUGAUCAAGAAUUUAGGGUUCAUACCUCAAAUCUGUUUUUAGAGUUACUAAAAGAAAAAGCGGAUAAAUUGCCAGAAAUAUUGUAUAACUUGGGAAUUUGGAUAUUAGGUGAGUAUGGGUCAUGUACAGCAAAUGAUGGUUCCGAAAUUAUUACUUUAAAGACCUUGUAUGAAGUUACAAUUCUUCUUUACGACAUUUUUAAAAAGUUGAAAAUAAAUAUGAAUGUUUGCCAAAGUAACAAUGCGCAAUCUAAGAGAUCAUUUGCGGAUAUUGCAACUUUUAUGAGAAUUAAUACAAAGCCAGAAACUAUUUCAAUGAUUAUUUCAGCAUUAUUAAAAUGUUAUUCAUAUACAAUUAUGUCCUCCAAAAAAUUUAACAACUCAGAAAAUUAUCUCAGUAUUGAAAAUGAACGGAAUAAAGAAUACAUUUUCUAUCUGGAAAAAAUGAAUGAGAUUUAUAAUCAAAUUUUUAAAGAUUCUGUGUCUAUUCCAACCAAUAUAAUUAAUCAAAGAAUUAAAGAGUUCACUUCGAUAAUUCAAUUAAGCAAUAGAAUAAAUUGUGAAUUAACUAACUAUCUGGGAAAUGAAUAUUUCGAAUUAUUGAGUUACAUCUUACCAUUUGAUGCUUCUUGUGAAGAAAUUUAUGUAGACAGAAAACUUUCAUUUCUUGAUAAACUUGUUACUGAAUAUAAGCUUUCAGAAAAAUACACUAAUAAAAAAAAUAGUAUUAAUCCUUACUUACCAGUAGAAGACAUAAAUUUGAAUCGAGCAUUAAAAAAUGUUGAAAUAGAAGCUAUAAAAGAAAUUGACCUUAUUGAAGUUUUUCCAGAUAUCGAGACUAAUUUGAGGUAUGAAAUCACUCAGAACAAUAACAUUGGAAUCAUUAGUGAUUGCAAAACUCAAAAUUCAAUUGAUUCAUUUACUGAAACAAAUAUCAAAAAAUCUCAUGAUUUAAAUGUAACAAAAACGGUAAGAAACUUGAAUUUGGGUCUUCAAGUUGAUCAAAUUAAUACUGAAUUAUUCAAUAAGGGAUAUAAUGCAAAAAAAUGGGGUCCGGAAGGCUUUGGAAAGCACGAAAAAAUACAAACUAAAGGAAAAGAGCUGGUAUCCAAGUUGGCUAACGACCCAAAAAAUAUAAAAAUUCAAUCGGAAAAAAAUUGUGAAAACUUUUUGAGUAAACAAAGAGAAGCAGUUGCACUAUUCAACGGUAUUUCAAAUUCCCAAAAGAAGAAAUAA
Cryptosporidium ubiquitum is the source of this 2685-nucleotide messenger RNA. RefSeq lists its product as uncharacterized. The record is from RefSeq and is a predicted model, not a curated record. Gene Ontology annotation, cellular component: membrane coat; AP-4 adaptor complex. Gene Ontology annotation, biological process: receptor-mediated endocytosis; intracellular protein transport. Lineage: Eukaryota; Apicomplexa; Conoidasida; Eucoccidiorida; Cryptosporidiidae. The transcript has a single exon. Bases 1 to 2685 code for a protein of 894 amino acids. Gene Ontology annotation, molecular function: cargo adaptor activity.